AUGGGACAGGAAAUCACGAAAAUCGGCGAGGAAUGCAACUGUUUUGUGGGCUCCGAACCCGAUCGAGAGCCGACUGCUCAAGUAUACAGGGCUGUGGACCCCGUGGCGAAUUUGGUCACCAAAGAGUUCCCGAAGAGCGUCCUCUCACCAUCCCCGGCUCCAAAAUGGCAGGUUUACAACGUCAAUCCUUGGGUCAGCGCCGAGGAGGAGGAAGGUUUCUUCGUGCCGCCGCCGCCACCGCCACAGGACCCGGAGCCGGCUCAUCAGGCGGAAGAGCCAUCAGCAGAGCAGGCACCCCAUCUGUCUUCGCCGGCAAAGGCAACGCCAGUACACUCAGCUCAGGCAACUCAAGCAGCUCAAGCAAGUCGGGCGCCUGUGCCCGAAAAGCCAGCUGCCAAGCCAAAAGCCGCAGCGCCGACAGCUGAAAGCGGCAGACCAAAGCCAAGAGCUGAAGGUGCCGGUGCCGCCGGCAAGAGCAGCGCAAUCACCUUUGAGGCCAUGCAGCUGGACUUGGAAGGCGCAGAAGAGGCAGCCUUCACAGCUGCGUUCAAGAGCUUGUCUUCGGGACAAGCCGUGCUGCAACCUGACCAUGAUCAGUUGAGGAACUUCAUCUUGGUCAACAGCGGCGUCUCUGAGCAGGAUCUGGACACCGAACUGCUCAAGAUCGCAUCUGGCAGGGAAGACUUUUGUGUGGACGUUCAGGGGUUCAUCACGCUGUUGCGGGAGCAUCCUGUAAGCGAGGAGGACACACUGAUGUUGUUUAUGAAUAUCUCCAAUGAUGGUGAGUCCAUGACAUCGGAGGACUGUCGCACCUGCCUUGUUCAGCUUGCAGCGAAACUCCCAGAUGCAAAUAUCCGUGAGGACCGAAUGGAGCAGAUCUUCGACACGGUCAUGACAUCUGCGGGCCUCUCCGUAUCAAUGGAGCAAUGGAUGGCUUUUGCAAAGACGGCUGCGAGGAUCAUCCGACUGAUGGCAUACACAAAGGCACGUUAG
Messenger RNA from Symbiodinium natans, 993 nucleotides. NCBI's taxonomy places the organism in Eukaryota, Dinophyceae, Suessiales, Symbiodiniaceae. The record is from the annotation of a GenBank genome assembly.